This is a messenger RNA of Auxenochlorella protothecoides, 528 nucleotides long. Its product is annotated as Transcription factor MYB98. Gene Ontology annotation, molecular function: DNA-binding transcription factor activity, RNA polymerase II-specific; RNA polymerase II cis-regulatory region sequence-specific DNA binding. Gene Ontology annotation, cellular component: nucleus. The transcript is spliced from 2 exons. Bases 1 to 528 code for a protein of 175 amino acids. The record is from RefSeq and is a predicted model, not a curated record. NCBI's taxonomy places the organism in Eukaryota, Viridiplantae, Chlorophyta, Trebouxiophyceae, Chlorellales, Chlorellaceae. Gene Ontology annotation, biological process: regulation of DNA-templated transcription.
AUGCCUUCCCACCAUCCGACCCUGAAUGCAUCACUCCCGCUGCGCAGGCUGGUUCAGGCGCACGGCGAGGGCCCCUGGUCCACCAUCGCCCGCGCCUUCGAGGGUCGGACCGGGAAGCAGUGCCGCGAACGGUGGGCCAACCACCUGCGCCCCAACAUCCGGCGCGGGGCCUGGCGGGAGGAGGAGGAGCUGCGCUUUGUGGACUGCCACCGCACGGUGGGCAACCGCUGGGCCGACAUCGCCAAGCGCAUCCCCGGGCGCACGGAGAACGCGGUGAAGAACCACUGGAAUGCCACCCUGCGCCGGAAGCCGUGCAGUGCCCCCGGCGGGCGGGACACCCUACUCAAGCGCUACAUGGGCUGCACAACCGGGCAGAGCAUUGGGUCGCUGCCGCAGGAUGGCGCUGACGACUCCUUCCUUACGCCCACCGUCUCCCUCCUGCUGCCGGCGGGCCUCUUGUCCCCUACGGAAAGAGGCAGGCUGGGCCCCGGACCGCUCAGUCCACCCAGCAGGCCGUCCCGGGCCUGA